AUGCAUUUGCGCUACCUUACGCUCCUUGUGGCCAGUUCUGUGGCUGUUACUACCGUUGCUCAGAUCGCGAAGAAUGAGUUCAUGUCUAAUUCUACAUUCGAUCCCAAUGAAUCAAUGACUCAUGACCUUGACACUCCCGCGCCGCUUAAUGAAGAGAAGAGUCUCGCUCCCAUCAAGAAAUUCUUUGGUUAUGAUGAUAGACCUCCUUCUGAGUUUUACUUAUUGCUUCAAGUCGCUCAGAAGGAUACAAAUGUAAAGAAGCGCUUGGGAGUGCUUAAGAAACAAAAAAGCUUAAAGGAUGCUUAUGCGUUGAUCGAUGUGGACGAUAGCGAAUUCCUUACAAAUGACAAUUGGAAGAAGUGGGCUCUUCUUGCUGCCAAGAAGAACAAGAAGAUGGAGCCGGCUGGAGCUGUCGACUCGAUAAUCCAGAUUCGAAACGAAUCGCCCAGUUUUUAA
Plasmopara halstedii is the source of this 456-nucleotide messenger RNA. RefSeq lists its product as uncharacterized. NCBI's taxonomy places the organism in Eukaryota, Oomycota, Peronosporomycetes, Peronosporales, Peronosporaceae. The coding region runs from base 1 to 456 and encodes 151 amino acids. The transcript is spliced from 2 exons. The record is from RefSeq and is a predicted model, not a curated record.